CCAGCACUCAGAAUAAGUUAUAAUCAUCUCCCUCCACAUUUAAAACGGUGUUUUGUAUAUUGCUCACUGUACCCCAAGGAUUACGAAUUUGAAAAGGAUGAACUGAUCCUGCUGUGGAUGGCCGAAGAUCUUUUAAAAGCACCAAGAAAAGAAAAGACUUUAGAAGAAGUUGGUGAGGAGUAUUUUGAUGAUUUGGUUUCAAGAUCGUUUUUUCAACGUUCGAAUGAUUGUUUUAUAAUGCAUGACCUCAUGCAUGAUCUAGCAACAUUCCUUGGUGGGCAAUUCUAUUUCAGAGCAAAUGAACUUGGAAAAAAAACCAAAAUUGAUAGAAAAACUCGUCAUUUGUCUUUUGCAAGAUUCAGUGAUCUAUGCUCCGAUAUUGAUGUUUUUGAGACAGUCAAGUUUUCAAGAACUUUCUUGAUGAUCAAUUAUAGAGAUUAUCCAUUCAACAAGGAAAAGGCACCACGUAUUAUAGUGUCUAUGCUUAAGUACUUGAGAGUUUUAAAAUUUAGUGACUACAAAGGUGAGCUUGUUCUGCCUGAUUCAAUCGGUGAAUUGAUUCAUUUGCGUUACUUAAAUCUCAAUGGUACAUCUAUAGCAAUGCUGCCAGAGUCAUUGUGUAAUCUGUACAAUUUACAAACUUUGAAGUUGGGGUCGUGUUUUAAUAUGACUAAGUUACCUAGAAAUAUUCAAAAUCUUGUAAACUUGCGUCAUCUUCAAAUUCUUAAUACUCCCAUUGAAGAAAUGCCUAAAAGAAUGGGGAAACUAAAUCAAUUACAAGACUUGGAUUAUUAUGUUGUGGGCAAGCAUAAAGAGAAUAGCAUCAAAGAACUGGGAGGACUUCCAAAUCUCCAUGGUUGGUUUUUUAUUCAGAAAUUAGAGAAUGUUACCAAAGGUGAAGAAGCACUAGAGGCCAGGAUAAUGGAUAAGAAGCACAUUGCACAUUUAUAUUUGAUAUGGUCUGAAGGUAACUAUGAUAUCAUCGACUUCCAAAUUGAAUUAGAUGUACUCGCCAAGUUACAACCACACCAAGACCUGAAAUCGCUUGAAAUAAGGGGUUAUAGAGGAAAAAGAUUUCCAGAAUGGGUGGGAAAUUUUUCUUAUCAAAAUAUAACUGUUCUGCAUUUAAAACAUUGUAACAACUGUUGCAUGCUUCCUUCACUUGGGCAAUUACCGUCUCUCAGUAACCUUGUUAUUUCAAACAUGAAUUCGGUAAAGACUAUUGAUGCAGGCUUUUAUAACAAGGAUGAUUGUUCAUAUGUGACGCCCUUUCCAUUCCUUAAAUAUCUAUCCUUUUAUGAUAUGCCUUGUUGGGAGGUGUGGAAUGCUUUUGAUUCAGAAGCUUUUCCUGUGCUCGAAAAUCUGUAUAUAGAAAAGUGCCCCAAACUAAGGGGAGGUUUGCCAGAUCACCUUCCUGCUUUGAAAACACUCAGCAUUGACAAUUGUGAGCUUCUUGUCUCUUCUGUCCCAAUGGCUCCCACCCUUCGAACGUUAAACAUAGCUAACAUUAACAAAGUAGCGUUUCAUGAGUUUCCUCUUUUGGUAAAAGAUUUAAGGAUAGAAGGAAGGCCAGUGGUAGAGUUCAUGAUGGAGGCCAUCACUAACAUCCAACCUACCUCCCUGCAA
Messenger RNA from Vigna radiata var. radiata (mung bean), 1626 nucleotides. RefSeq names its product putative disease resistance RPP13-like protein 1. The annotation marks the transcript as partial. The record is from RefSeq and is a predicted model, not a curated record. Gene Ontology annotation, biological process: defense response to other organism. NCBI's taxonomy places the organism in Eukaryota, Viridiplantae, Streptophyta, Magnoliopsida, Fabales, Fabaceae. The transcript has a single exon.